Trichoplusia ni (cabbage looper) is the source of this 1850-nucleotide messenger RNA. Its product is annotated as outer dynein arm protein 1-like. Lineage: Eukaryota; Metazoa; Arthropoda; Insecta; Lepidoptera; Noctuidae. The transcript has 12 exons. The record is from RefSeq and is a predicted model, not a curated record. Bases 115 to 1812 code for a protein of 565 amino acids.
AAAAUAAUACUACAAUAUCCAGUUGGCUGAAAUAAUGGCCGCAUACCGUUUUCAUAAUCAAAUUUAAUUUUUACACAAUUUACGUAGCGCCUGAAAUAUUAUUGUUUCAUUAAAAUGGACGCGACACAAACGCCUGAAAUUCAGACCAGCGAUAUAGAAGUACUAAAAAAAAUGGAGGACGAACAUUUACGGCUUCAGAGACAGGUCAGAAUGAUUCAGGUAGACCGUCAGCAGAGGACGAUGGGAGUGCACCCUCAGUUCAGGAGACAAGACGAGCUGAUGAGGACCCUGAAGAGAGAGUACAUGAACCUUUGUAAAGACCUGAAGAUAGCGAGGUCCGGAGCUCACAAGAAGAAAGAUAAGAAGAUGAAACUCGAGCUGAAGAACGCGCUUCAGCUCCGAGUGGAAACAGAGCAGGAGUGUGAAGGUGACGUGACGCUGAUGGAUCAAAUUAACGGCUUGAUACAAAAAAACAAUAAGGAAACACUGGAUUUGAGGAAACUGGCGAGCACAACACAGGGCCAGUUGGAAGAGCGUCGCAACCAGAGCGAGUACCGGCUGGUGUCGGCAGAGAACAAGCUGGAGACCGCCAAGCUGAGGUUCAAUGCCAUCCAGUACGAGAAUAAGAAGAUCAGGGAGGAAAUAGAACACAUGCUGCAAGAUAGAGCUCUUUUCAAUCAAGCAUGGGACAAAAUGCUGGCAGCCCUCGGGAAGGGCAAGAAGUUCCUGAACGACCUGUUCGAGUCCUCAACCCUGGCUUACGACCAGAGGGACGAGUGGUGCACCAAGCUGAAGUCCAUGCAGGAGAAGGGGAAGAUCGAUCAGAUGCUGCAGGUUCAGGAAAUGCGAGACCUAAUAAAAGCCUACGACCACGAGAUGAAGGUGUAUCUGUUCCUGGCGACGAAGGGCAUGACGCGAGUGAACAGGAAGCAGGAGAUGAGAGAGGAAGCCAUGAGGAGGACUGAUGAGGAGGAGACCAAACGGAUGCAGGCGUACUACGUGAAGUUGUUGGAUGAUAUUGGGAACUACACGGGAGAGUACAGCGUGUACAGAGUAAUGAAGCUGUUCAAGAAGAAGGAGCAGGAGAACUUCUCCAUGUACCAGCUGCUGGCUGACUUCUGCGCAGAGAACGAGGUCCUGAGGCGAGAUGUUAACGAGAUAAGGAGGAUCACAAAUGAUCGGCGUGAUUGGAACCAGAUGAUGGAGGACAAAAGGCAAGGCAAGAUAGGGUAUUUACGGGAACUUCUAGAAGCACAACAGAUGAAGACAGAAGAACUGAGAAGGAAAAACGAGGAGCAGAAACAACUUGUACAAGACGUCAUGAGUAAAAUAAAUGAGAUGUUCGCGAUGCUGGACUGCAGCCUGAAGCCGUUCCACAACCUGCUGGGAGACAAGCAGCCGUCCGUGCACCAGCUCGACCUGACGCUGCGGCUCAUCACCGAGAGGAUCAAGGAGUAUAUGCAGAACGUGUACUAUUAUGAACACUGUGUCCAAAAGAAAUGCGAGAAAACAUCAACAGCAUCACGAUUAAAGAAGUACACCGUGCACGCGGAGCCGCCGGACUUCUUCAAGCCGACUCCUAUCAACCUCCUGGUACCGGCUGAUCCGUGCCCCUCUUGCGUCGAAACUCGUUGGAUGGCACGCAUCUCCGACGGUCCCGAACCUCCAUUUGACAUACAGAUGGCGUUAGCAGCGCUCACCGAGCUGUCAUCAGACCCCGCCUACAUGCGCAGUGACAGAGUCCACACUAUCACCGAGUGUAGAGUCCCGCGGAGCAGAGCUAUCCUCGCCAGGAGAUAUCUCAACCAUUGACCAAUUGAGCUGAAUAAAGUGUUAUCACUUUUUAUGUC